GAGGUAUAGUUUUAGGAAAGAGAGAGAGAAGAUGGUAUCAAAACCUUUGAAGAAGUGUGACAUAUUCAGUGGGGAAUGGGUGCCAAAUCCUGAAGCACCAUACUACACAAACGCGACAUGUUGGGAAAUUCAUGAACACCAGAAUUGCAUGAAGUAUGGAAGACCAGAUUCUGAGUUCAUGAAGUGGAGAUGGAAGCCAAAUGAGUGUGAACUUCCCAUCUUCAACCCUUUUCACUUUCUAGAAAUUAUGAGAGGAAAAUCAAUGGCUUUUGUUGGAGACUCCAUUGGCAGAAAUCACAUGCAGUCCAUGAUUUGCCUGUUAUCUAGGGCGGAGUGGCCCGUAGAUGUAUCAUACACAGAUGACUUUUCCUUCAAAAGAUGGCUAUACUCAAACUACAACUUCACAAUGGCUACGUUUUGGUCACCCUAUCUAGUUAGAGCUGAACAAGUUGAUUCAAAGGGUGAUCUUAUCAACAUUUAUCUUGAUGAGUUUGAUGAAAAAUGGACGGCUCAAAUUAAAGAGUUUGACUAUGUCAUUAUCAAUGGAGGACAAUGGUUCUUGAGGCCAAUAGUGUUCUACGAGAAACAAAAAAUUGUUGGAUGUCAAUAUUGUUCCUGGGAAAAUGUCACUCAUUUAACAUGGCACAGUGGUUAUGGGAAGGCUUUUAGGACUGCAUACAAAGCCAUAGUCAAUUUUGGAAACUCCAAGGUUGUAACGAUUCUUAGAACGUAUGCACCAUCUCAUUUUGAGAAUGGGGUGUGGGAUAAAGGUGGAAAUUGCAUAAGAACUAAGCCAUUUAAGAGUAAUGAAACAAGGUUAGAAGGCUAUAAUCUUGAGUUACACACCAUACAAUUGGAGGAGUUCAAACGUGCUGAGAAGAAAGCUACGAAGAGAGGUUUGAAAUUCAUGUUGCUUGACACCACACAGGCUAUGUUACUCAGGCCAGAUGGUCAUCCUAAUAACUAUGGUCAUUGGCCACAGGAGAAUAUGACAUUACCUAAUGAUUGUGUGCAUUGGUGUUUGCCAGGACCUAUUGAUACAAUGGCUGAUUUUCUAUUAGAAACUUUGAAAAGGGAAGGUUUUACAUCUUUUCCUAAAAAAGACUUCAUCUAA
This is a messenger RNA of Vigna radiata var. radiata (mung bean), 1114 nucleotides long. RefSeq names its product protein trichome birefringence-like 19. The transcript is spliced from 2 exons. Gene Ontology annotation, cellular component: Golgi apparatus. The record is from RefSeq and is a predicted model, not a curated record. Lineage: Eukaryota; Viridiplantae; Streptophyta; Magnoliopsida; Fabales; Fabaceae. Gene Ontology annotation, molecular function: O-acetyltransferase activity. The coding region runs from base 32 to 1114 and encodes 360 amino acids.